Messenger RNA from Nicotiana attenuata, 684 nucleotides. RefSeq names its product protein RADIALIS-like 2. Gene Ontology annotation, molecular function: DNA-binding transcription factor activity. Bases 122 to 385 code for a protein of 87 amino acids. The transcript has 2 exons. NCBI's taxonomy places the organism in Eukaryota, Viridiplantae, Streptophyta, Magnoliopsida, Solanales, Solanaceae. The record is from RefSeq and is a predicted model, not a curated record.
CCUCUUUUUUCACAAAACAAUUCAAAGCUUACUCUCCUCGGCUUACUCUCUUCUUCUUGUUAGCUCUUCCUUUCAACAAAUUGACUUCAAAUAUCUUGUAAUUAGCAAAUAGAGAUAGAAAAUGAGCUCAAUGUCCUCACAACAUGGCUCUGGCUCUUGGACAGUAAAACAGAACAAGGCAUUUGAGAAGGCAUUGGCAGUAUAUGACAAAGACACUUGUGAUCGUUGGUCCAAUGUUGCCAAAGCAGUUGGAGGAAAAACUGCUGAAGAGGUGAAACGACACUAUGAAAUCCUUGUGCAAGAUGUUUUGUACAUUGAGAGUGGUAGAGUGCCCUUCCCCAAAUACAAGACUACUACUCGAGGAAGCCAUACAACAUCUCAAUAACUUCAUCAAAAGGAUGCAAAAUCUAACACCUCAUUGAGACGUCAAUAAGCAGACAGAAAAGAUUCACUUGGUUGCAAAAAAGUGCAAAAACAUUUUGCCUUGGACCUUGCUUUCUUUAAAUAUAUAUUAAGUAACUCAAGUUGUAUACUUAACUUAUUCGUCCACGUUUUAAAUCACUGCUAUUUUGAGUCUAUAUAAUUACCUACAGAAAGAAUCAUUUGAAUUCCUUGUGCUCUCUAGUACUCUUCCUGUAAUAUUCAUAUUAUUCCUCUAAAUGAAACGUGCAUUUUAUGACUUCA